Pygocentrus nattereri (red-bellied piranha) is the source of this 6666-nucleotide messenger RNA. RefSeq names its product potassium intermediate/small conductance calcium-activated channel, subfamily N, member 3 (gene kcnn3). Gene Ontology annotation, cellular component: neuronal cell body; plasma membrane; neuron projection. The record is from RefSeq and is a predicted model, not a curated record. Gene Ontology annotation, biological process: potassium ion transmembrane transport. Bases 568 to 2916 code for a protein of 782 amino acids. The transcript has 10 exons. NCBI's taxonomy places the organism in Eukaryota, Metazoa, Chordata, Actinopteri, Characiformes, Serrasalmidae. Gene Ontology annotation, molecular function: small conductance calcium-activated potassium channel activity; calmodulin binding.
GAGAGGGAGCGCGCGCGAGUGGGAGCCUGAGCCUGAGGAAAGGAGGAAAGACUGAUAAAAAAUGGUGACAUUAUUUUUGUUUUCACUGUUUAUUCACACCCAGUAGGUUUGAGUUUGAACCCAGCAGCGAAGGGUGAGGCGCCUCCCUCAAAACAUUCGUGUUAUGUAGUCUUCAGAACCUCUCCUGCUUCGUUUGUGUGGGUUUUCGUUUUCUAUUUUACCUGUUUGGAGUUGAAAAGAAAGAGAAAAAAAAAAGAAAUAAACGUGAAGGAAGGCCACUAAACGGAACGAGGGCUUUCGGGGGGAAAAAAGCAGGGAUUAUAUCGCCUUUUUCAGAUAAACACUGAGGAACAUAUAAGAGGCUCCCUUAAAAAUAGCGCUCCGCAGCCGAAGGAGAACGGACGAGCAGAACGAUGGACUGAUCGUGACAACAUGAAAAAGAAAAAGUGUGGCGGAAUAAGGUGUCCCUGCCGUCGAGUGCACGCCUGAGAGCAUCCAGACUGAGGAGAGAAGAGUCGAGGAGGAGGUGGAGAACACACCCAAACCUGCUGGAGUUCCCUGGUUGCCAUGGAUCCCCCUCCCUCCUUGAGUUUGUCCCUUCUUGCCGGGAGCGAGGAAGAAGAUCAGCGCCCUCCCCUCCCCUUGAGUGGCAUUUCCCAUGCCUCAGUAGCUGGCAACUACCCCGGCAACAGCCACUCCAACCACACAGGCGGGACUAGCAGCCUGGAGCGCCUCAACGGGACUCCGUCGCCCAGUGGCCCGAGCUUUCCCCCGGCAUCCCUGCCCAAGCUGCCCUUGGCCACGACACCCCAGUUACCCACACCCAUUCCUAACGCUUUGCACCCCACCAGCACCCCACUGUCCUCUUGCCUGGGAAGCCAGCACAGCCUGAGUGGGGAGGGCCCACCAAUCUACAACGCCCUCUUCUACUCCUCACAUUCCCCGUCAUCUGAUCGUGAGCGGGAACGGGACAGGGAGCGGGAUAGGGGCUGCAAACACAGGCAGGCGAGUCCCCUGGUCCACCGGCGAGACAGCAACCCCUUCACGGAGAUCGCCAUGAGCUCGUGCAAGUACAGUGGCGGUGUGAUGAAGCCGCUCAGCCGCCUCAGCGCCUCGCGACGGAAUCUCAUUGAGUCGGACAGUGGCAGUGACACCAAAGAGGGCGGAAGCGGGGCCGCCAGCGGGCAGGGGGCAGCCCCGGCCCCCUCAUCUGCCUCCUCCCUGCAGCACCACGGACAGAACCCGCAGCAGCAGAACCCUCCCGAAAUCGUCAUUUCCUCCAAAGAGGACCCUCCCUACGGAAACGUGUACGAACUGGAGCCUUCAGCCAAUCAGAUGUCCAUCUACCACCAGAACCACACCCUCUCUGAGAGCAGGGGCACUCUGGGGCAGUCCGGUAGCGGGAGCAACGGACGACGAGGGGGUGGAGCCGGCACUGGGAGGACGGCCCUGAAGGCUCCGAAGCGUAAGAACCAGAACAUCGGCUACAAACUAGGUCAUCGGAGGGCGCUGUUUGAGAAGAGAAAGAGACUCAGCGACUAUGCGCUCAUCUUUGGCAUGUUUGGCAUCGUUGUCAUGGUGAUUGAGACAGAGCUGUCCUGGGGCGUGUAUAGUAAGAGUUCCAUGUACUCUCUGGCGCUGAAGUGUCUUAUCAGCCUGUCCACCAUCAUCCUCCUCGGCCUCAUCAUUGCUUACCAUGCUCGAGAGGUGCAGCUCUUCGUCAUCGACAACGGGGCAGAUGACUGGCGCAUCGCCAUGACGAUGGAGCGGGUACUGUUGAUCGCGCUGGAGCUGCUGGUGUCGGCCGUGCACCCGGUGCCGGGCGACUUCAAGUUCGUGUGGCGCGCGCGCCUGGCCUUCACCUAUAUCCCCUCGCAGGCGGAGGCAGACCUGGACAUGGUGCUGUCCGUGCCCAUGUUCCUCCGACUCUACCUCAUCGCUCGCGUCAUGCUCCUCCACAGCAAGCUCUUCACGGAUGCCUCCUCACGAAGCAUAGGGGCCCUUAACAAGGUGCACUUUAACACACGGUUUGUGAUGAAGACCCUGAUGACUAUCUGCCCAGGCACGGUGCUGCUAGUCUUCAGUAUCUCCCUAUGGAUCAUCGCGGCCUGGACCGUACGAGUGUGUGAGAGGUACCAUGAUGCUCAGGACGUGACCAGCAACUUCCUGGGAGCCAUGUGGCUCAUCUCCAUCACCUUUCUCUCCAUCGGCUACGGAGACAUGGUGCCUCACACCUACUGCGGCAAAGGAGUGUGCCUACUGACCGGCAUUAUGGGCGCAGGCUGCACAGCGUUGGUUGUUGCCGUGGUAGCAAGGAAGCUGGAGCUGACCAAGGCCGAGAAGCAUGUGCACAACUUUAUGAUGGACACGCAGCUCACCAAACGGAUAAAGAAUGCGGCGGCCAAUGUUCUCCGGGAGACCUGGCUCAUCUACAAACACACAAAGCUGAUGAAGAAGAUCGACCACUCUCGCGUCCGCAAGCACCAGCGGAAGUUCCUGCAAGCCAUUCACCAGCUGAGAAGUGUAAAAAUGGAGCAGAGAAAGCUCAGUGACCAGGCCAACACACUUGUGGACCUAUCAAAGAUGCAGAGCGUUAUGUAUGAGCUGAUGUCGGAGCUGAAUGACCGCAGUGAGGACCUGGAGCGGCAGAUGUUGAGUCUGGAGCGGCGGGUGGAGCAGCUGACAGCCGGAUUCAGCGCACUGCCCGCCCACCUGUCGGCCACACUCAGUGCGCAGCACGCCGCGCUCGUCCACCUGCUCCAGGAGCGAGACGCCAAGGCCCUUAGCCCUGUCACGCCUGCUCCACUCCUUACACCUGCCCCUGCCCCUGCCCCUGUCCCGACAACAACCGUCCAAGCAGCAACCUCCAAACCCCCUGCAGAGGACAGCCCCAACACCAGCACCUCCAGCUGCUGAGAGAGGGGCAGAGCCUCAGCCAAGCUGGGGAGAAAUGCAUGGGCGUUUGAGUGUGGAGUCUGGAUGAAAGAAAUGUGUGGGCGCGAGAACUCAGAAGUGUGGAACCUGGCUUAGAGAGCGAGGAUGGGGCCUCAACCAAGCUAGGAAAAAGUGCAUGGGUAUUAAGAUGUGGAAACUGGCUAUGGAGGGGUGUGGAGGGUCAGAGCUUUGGCCGAGCUAGGGAGAGGUAUAGGUAUCAAAGGAAUAGCUUAACCAAAUGUUGCUAACAUGGCUAACAGCCAAUGACAGCUACACUAUGUCCAAAAGACAGUAGAUGUUGGAACAUUGUUGUAAGGAUUUGAUUGCAUUCAGCCACAAGAGCGUUAGAGAUGAGGUCAGUAUUAAUGUUGAAUGAUUAGGUAUUGGAUGGAGCUCUAUCACUGCAGUGCUCCACAGCCCAAUGCUGGGGGGCUUUUUACCCCUCUUGACCCUUGGCGUUGAGCAUGGUGCUCAUUUGUGGCUCCCAUUUUACGGUCAGUGCUUUUCUAUGGAGGCUAUACAAGCUGUGUGCAAUUGAAAGCCUGCAUCAGCAAUGGGGUGCACCUCAAAGUCGCCAAUUUCACUUGUGGACAUAGUGUAGUAGCCACCAAUUAGUAUGAUUCUAUUUGCUUGCUAACACUAAUUCCUGGCUAUUUGCUUUCAUUCAAUGUUAGCAGCAUUAGCUUUGCUGGCUGAGCGAUUCCUUUACGGUGUGGAACCUGGCUGAGGGGGAAAGAGCGGGGUGCUCAGCCAAGCUGGGGAGGAAUGUGAGGGUAUUAAAGCAUGGAAAAUGGAUAAAAGAGAGAGAGGAAUCGGGUUCGGAGGAGCGAAGAGAGGUUGUGAACGAAGUAAUGAAUUGCAGGGGGAGAUAAGAAGGUGAUGAGAGGGAAGGUGUAGGGAGGUGGGAGAGUGAGUGAGGGAGCACGAGAGAGAGAGAUAAGAGGCAGUAAUUAAAUGAAUGGCAAAUACUUUAAUGGAAUCUGCACUAAUUAGAGGAAAAUGCGUUUCUCCCUCCAUCAGGAAAACUAACUGCAGUGACUUUGUAUCUUUACAACGUAUUUUCUAUCUAACUGCUAAUUGUGUAUUAACGAGCAUCCCUUUAACGAGAGUUCUAAUCAAUACCACAUAACUAGUGGCACUCGGCACGAAACACGAAAUAACAACAAAAAAAAACCUCGACACACAGACACACGUGAUGCCUGCCCUUACAGACACAGGAUACAGGAUCUGCACGCGCCCCUAAGGCCCCAGUGCAAAAACACUGUGUGUCAGAGGCAUACACACACACACACACACACACACAUACAGACACUCGAAUGAUGCACUAAAGCCACAUGGAACACUGCCAGACAGCUCGUUCCUCAAGGAGAAGACGCUUACCUGUGCAGGAACGCUAUGAAGAAACUGCCAUACUUCAUGUAAUUCCACAUGGAAGACGAUAUACACUGUUAUCAUGAAUGUAUACAUCCAAGAACACAUGCACUCUCUUACUGUCUGUCCUGCAUACAAACAUACAUAUAUACAUACAUACAUACAAACAUACCCUCACUGGCCACCUUGUUUGGUAGAACUACCUUGUAUAUAUAGUCAUUGUCCAUUUUAUCGAGUCAACUUACCAUAUUGAUGCUCUUUAUAGUUUUAUAAUCAGGUUUUUUUUGCCCUUUUUCACCCUGUUCUUCAGUGGUCUGAAGAACCACUGAGCAAGUAUUAGUCGGGUGGUGGAUCAGUGGCAGCACUGCAGUGACUCUGACGUGGUACUGGCAUUGCAGUGAGUGUGUGAGCUGAACAGAGUGGAUCACAACAGUGUUGCUUGAGUUUUCUGUCUUUUGUGGCGCUUUCAUGCUGGACGCACUUUCAUGAACCUCUUGGGACCCAAUGUACAUGUGUGAGAGUUUAAAAUGCAGUACAUGCAGUCCAUGUUAUAACUGUGUUAGCUGGACUGUAGAAUGUUUUGUCUGCGUCACUGAACUUUCAUUCUGUUUUGUCUCAAGCUUGCUGACUGCUUCAUUAUUUCACUCCCUCUUUUUAUGUAAGAUUUGAGCAUUUGGAGACCUCUCUGGCAGAAUUAUGUAAUUGCCUGCAACAAGAAUAUUUUGCAGUGUGGGUUGUGCUUUGGGCCUUGACAAGUGGGGAAAAUCUGACUUUUGCAGGUGCGUUGAAAGAGUGGACGGAGAAAAUUAGUCAAACUUGGUGAAGGACGUGAUGUGAGCAAAUGAUCUAUUGCUGUCAACAUAUCUUCAUCAGUAUAAUGUUGAUUUUGCAUUUGAGACCUAAACAUUGUGUCAGACCUUCUUUUUGAGCCUUUUAAUACAUGAAGAUAUAUCAUGUACACCAAAAACCUUCCGCCGAAUCUGUCCCAGUCCCUCUGACUUUUAAAUAAUUCUUUUAGGCCUUAUAGGCAGACUUGCAGUAAUUAUCAGUAAUGCUACGUCUUUCAGUUUUAACAAGAACAUAGUGCUGCUUUAAAUACGGCACCUGUUAAGCAAGUUUUUAGUGGGCAGAGGCCAGAAACAUCCAUCUAUCCAUCCAUUUUCCAAGCCGCUUCUCCCUCAGGGUCACGGCAGAGUGCUGGAGCCUAUCCCAGCGGUCAUCGGGUGGAAGGCAGGAUGGCCAGAAACAUACUUCACAUAAGUAAUUUGGAUGCUUCAAGCUAUGCAUUUUCACGCGGUAGCUUUCUAAAAUAUGUCACAGUGCAAUUCAUCACUGCCAGUGCUAGUUGCAUUCUAAGUGUUAGGGCAAGGGGCAUCAAAGCAAAAGCCAUACCUAGCCAAUCACAUAAACAUACACUUGAUGUAUGAUCACCUCUUUAUUCGGAUAGAACAGUCAACAGCUCACACUCCUGUACUGUCUGCAUGUUUAGUUGUUGUGGAUGUUGGAAUGGAAAUAUGUUUAGGCCUAAGGUUAAAUGUCAAAUGUCUCCCUGUUCUCUGUGUAGUGCACUAUGCAUGUCAUGAAGCAGCUUCUAUAUCCAAAAAGUGCAUUGAAUAUCAAAUAGAAAGCCAUUAGUCUCAGCCAUUAGCUGGAUAAUUCCCUAUCUAACAUUUAGAGCACUGUUUGGUUAUAGAAGCCAAGCCGUAGUUUCAAGAUCUAUGUUGUGCACUUUAAAGGAAAGAAGGAGCCAUUUGAGAUUCAGCUGUUGUUAACUGAAUGUUAAAUUUAGUGUUGUGGUGGCAUCAUGGCACAUUUGCAUCUGACUCUGGUGUCACCAACCAAAAAAUAUCCAGCAAGCAGAAUCCUGUGGCCAGCAACUGACCACUGACGAAGGACUAGUACAGGGGUCGGGGGGCCAAAUGUUAAGAAGAGCCGUUUUGUCCUUUCAACAUCCAACCAUGUUGGGAGCCACAAUGUUUUAUGUCCGUUUUUCCACCUCGGCUGUAAAUAUGUCUCAGUAUGUGCUAAUAUAUUAGUAUAGGAUAAAAAAAUAUAUAUUUCGAAUUAUAUAUUUCGAAUUAUAUAAACGAAGACACACUUACUUUGCUCUGCUUUAUGCUUUAGCUCAGCUACAGCCACUUUUCUCGCAUCUCCAGCAGGAAACCUUUUCUCAGAAGUGAAUUCGUUUUUUGUAAUAUGUCUCAUUUGAUUUUGUACGAGGCUUAAGUUGCUUCUCAUUGGCCAGCUUCUUAUUCAUGUUUUCCCGUUCCACCUUAAAUGGUGCCAGAGGCGCCAGGAUGUACUGCUGCACCAUUUAAGGUGGAACGGACAGCUUUGCAACUUUUUAGCGUUUGACAGUUG